Molecule: messenger RNA, 3090 nt
Organism: Oncorhynchus nerka (sockeye salmon)
Lineage: Eukaryota; Metazoa; Chordata; Actinopteri; Salmoniformes; Salmonidae
Product: nuclear receptor corepressor 2-like
Exons: 18
Coding region: 100-2379 (759 amino acids)
Molecular function (GO): protein binding; metal ion binding; RNA binding
Source: RefSeq, a predicted model, not a curated record
GUCAUGACAACGCGGAAAAAGAGGAACUAGGAAGACGUCGAGUUUCAAAAGGAGUCCUAUUCUUUCUAAUCAACCACCGCAAAUUAAUCAAAUCAUAAAAUGGCUCACUUUAGAAAGAGAGAUUGGAAACCAGAUCAUGUCAUCAUGCAGGAGAAUCCACACAUUUUGCAUACCCACGAAGCUAUGGUGGACCUGAUAAAUGGAAGAACCACUAAUUACACCUUUAUGGACGCCUUUAACUAUGGCCUGUUGGGUCUUGAUAUUGUCAACCCCUUCGUGGGUGACUAUAUUGACGAUGAAUACGACGACGACGACGACUAUUAUGAUGAGAAAAAACGCAAAGAUAAAAAAGCCUAUUGCGGUUUUACACACAAUUUUUUAGGGCAUAGUAGCUCAAAGCUACCCUUAACCCCCCACCCAUGUAUAAGACAACUCACUCCUGAGGAGGCUGAAAAAAACGGCAGAGAACUAAUAGAAGAAGAGAGCAAACUAAAAGAAAAGGCAGAAAAGAAAAGACUUAAAAAGAAGCGACAGAAGGAGAGGAGACGUGCAGGAAAAGAAAAGGAGUCUGAGAAUCAAGGGCCAGGGAGGCCCAGCCGCUCGGAGAAACAGGGAGGAGAUUUAAACAUUGAGCGAGAGCAGCAGAAGGAGAAGGAGUUUACAGAGGAGCGCCUUGGUCCGGGACCUGGUGGUACUGCAGCCUGUAGCAGGCAGCAGGAGGCGCAGGAUCCUCCUUUGGACUGUGGUAGCAGUAAUGAGGACCAGGAGGACGUGGGAGACGAGGGCUUAGCCAGGGAGCCAGAGGAGUUGGAUAUGAGUAGCUGCUUCGUCUCUACGGCUGCUUGUAUUGCUAAACGACAACUAGAGCAGAACCCCAAACCAGAGAAGAAAAUUAUUAUCCAGCAGCCUCAGAAGCCAGUGGUGGAACAGCAGCAGCAGAAGGAACAGCAGCAGCAGAAGGAACAGCAGCAGCAGAAGGAACAGCAGCAGGAGAAGGAACAGCAGCAGGAGAAGGAACAGCAGCAGCAGAAGGAACAGCAGCAGCAGAAGGAACAGCAGCAGGAGAAGGAACAGCAGCAGCAGAAGGAACAGCAGCAGCAGAAGGAACAGCAGCAGGAGAAGGAACAGCAGCAGGAGAAGGAACAGCAGCAGCAGAAGGAACAGCAGCAGGAACAGCAGCAGGAGAAGGAACAGCAGCAGGAACAGCAGCAGGAACAGCAGCAGGAACAGCAGCAGGAGAAGGAACAGCAGGAGGUUAUUGUCAGGAAAAAGGAGAAAAAGGUGGAGGCCAACGUCGAUGAUAUUCUUAAAAGAAGCACAGAGCUCGCCCUCAUAGGAAACCAGUUCGCAGCCUGUGGUCAGCUGGAAAUGGCAGUCAAGUAUUUCACUGAUGCUAUUAAACACAAUCCUACAGAAUUUAAGCUGUUUGGGAACCGGUCCUUUUGUUAUGAGAAGAUGCAGCAGUAUGAUCGGGCCUUGAGUGAUGCCGAUCUGGCCCUCUCCAUGGAGCCUGGUUGGAUUAAAGGACUAUAUAGGAAGGGGAAGGCUCUGUCUGGACUCAAGAGGUACUUUGAGGCAUGCCAGACCUAUAAGGAGGUAUUAAUGCAGGACAGUUUGUGUUCAGAUGCUGCUCAGGAGUUGAUGAAAGUUCAGAUCAUGCAGCUGAUGGAAAUGGGAUUUACUCGUGAGCAGAGCUCUAAUGCGCUGAUUGUCCAUGGAGACUUUGAGAAGGCGGUUAAUGUCCUGUCUGGUAUUGAAGAUGAAUAUGGUAGUAAUGACUUUCCUGCGGCUGCCACCUCAGCAGAGGACAGUGCAACGUGGGAGGGAGUGGGCCCCAGGCCUAAACCUCUCCUCCAAACCAGACCUAAACCCAGAUCCACUACCCCAGGCCCUGAACCCAGAUCCACUACCCCAGGCCCUGACCCCAGAUCCACUACCCCAGGCCCUGUACACCACGUUGCACCAGGAGGGAGCACAAGCAGUCUGUUUCCUGUAUAUGUUGGCUGUUUGGGGCCCAACACAACACAACCAAUGCUACACAGCCUCUUCAGCAGUGCUGGGACGAUCCACAGUAUCAAAAUCUUGCGCUCUUCCAACUGUGCAUUUAUCAACUACACCAACAUGGACCACUGUGAGAGAGCCAUCAGGACUCUAAAUGGUGAGGUGUUGAACGGAGUGAUGCUGGCUGUCCGUCACCCCGACAGAGUGAUGCAGAAGAAACUGGGCUUGUCCCAAUUAGCUUUCACCCUCACCAACGCACCAGAGAAGAGUCAGGAGUGUUACUUCUGGAGAACCACAGGCUGUGUCCGACACAAUACCUGCAUCUUCAGACACGUGCCCCAACACAAGGGCAUCGACAGGGACAAGGUCAACAAGUGAACACCAGACAACCACACACCAAUAACCUGGUCCUGGAAGCUGGAUCAGAGGUCCCCCCCCCAGGCUUACUUUUCAAAUAUGCUUUUUAUAAAAUUAAAAGGUUAUAUAAGUAGACUUAAAAUUCGAUAAGCUAUAAUUGACUCAACAACCAAUAAACACAUUUUUUUUUUUUAUCAACUAGGAAAUGUAGUUAUAUGUCGCUGUUGUUUUUCAAAGUUAGCUGGCUAAUUUGCUAAUCCUGUUUUUUUUUAUGGACCGCUGGGAAAGAAUCACGGCUUCUACUGACAUGUUCUCUGUACUGACAUGUUCCCUGUUCUCUGUACUGACAUGUUCUCUGUACUGACAUGUUCCCUGUACUCUGUACUGACAUGUUCCCUGUACUGACAUGUUCCCUGUACUGACAUGUUCCCGACAUGUUCCCUGUACUGACAUGUUCCCGACAUGUUCCCUGUACUGACAUGUUCCCUGUGCUGACAUGUUCCCUGUACUGACAUGUUCCCUGUGCUGACAUGUUCCCUGUACUGACGUGUUCCCUGUACUGACAUGUUCCCUGUACUGACAUGUUCCCUGCUAUGUUCUCAUUCACUCUAUAUUGGAGAAAAGCCUUGAUAUACAGUGCCUUGCGAAAGUAUUCGGCCCCCUUGAACUUUGCGACCUUUUGCCACAUUUCAGGCUUCAAACAUAAAGAUAUAAAACUGUAUAUUUUUGUGA